UCAAGGACAUGUCAAAUCGACAUCCUUGGAAUUGUAAAUUUGUAAAUUCUUGCGGCAUUUCUGGGAAUAUUCGCGGCUUUCUCUAUGAAAUUAAAAUAUUUUUCUUUUUAUAUUCUACAUUCAUUCACAAACGAUAAAAGAUAUGAACGACUCAGGUCUCACAGAACAGUUCUCAUUGAGAUGGAACAACUUCCACAGUAACCUCAGCACAGAAUUCCACACCUUACUCCAAGAGGAGGAUUUGGUGGAUGUAACGAUAGCAGCUGAUGGAAAAUUUGUGCAAGCCCACAAAGUGGUGCUCUCCGUCUGCAGUCCCUACUUUAAAAAGCUGUUCAAGCAAAACCCUUGCAAACAUCCGAUAGUGAUUUUGCAAGAUGUGCCGUACACAGCGCUGGGAGGUCUGCUGCAGUUCAUGUACUGCGGGGAGGUCAGCGUUUGUCAGGAAGAGUUGCCCGAAUUUCUCAAAACGGCGGAAAUGUUGCAAGUGAAGGGGUUAACUGGCUGUGAUAAUCAGGAACAAAACAAAUCGCUGAACAAGCGUCCGAGCACGCCGGAAGCGAAGCGGAAAAGCAAGGUGCCGCGGCGGGCGGUGGUCGACGAUCAAGAAGGCUGCGACGAUUCGGUUCGCAGCGAGAGUCCCGUCGGCUAUGACGUCAGCGGCUCGCCGGUGCCGAUCGACUUCAGCGGCGAUUCGGACCGGCGUACCGGCGGCGAACAGUUUUGCGAACAGGACCGGCGAAGCGCCGAACAGUUCUACGAACAGGACAGUCCGCCAGAGGAGGAGGUGGUGGAGGAAGUGAAGCCGAAUGUGUCGGCCAUUGCUGCUCUGCUGCAGGCCAACGCUGUCAACGAGAACAGUGCCGCCAACUACCACCAUCAUCCUCAUCAUCAGCCCAUGCCCAAAACUAACUCAGGUCCCCUGACCGCACCUGCUCCUAGUUUUUCAAGUUCGCUGGAUCAAGGGCUGGAAGGCACACAGGUGUUGCCAGUGAGCCGCAUGCUGUCAGUGUGCCCGUUCUGCUACAAGGAGUUCAGCACCAAGUCGAACCUGAAGAUCCACAUGCGAGACCGACACAGCGGCCAGGGACCCUGGCAGUGCAGCCUCUGCUCCAAACUGGUCAAGAACAAGAGUUCGCUGCGCGUGCACUUCUAUCAGCAGCACCGCAAACCCAAGACCGACAUCCCCAGCAUUCCCGAUCUCAAGCCCAUAUAGAAUUUGGUGCAUGUACUGGAACGUUUUCAUCAAUACCUACUGAUGCAGCCUCCCCUGCCCUUGAGACUCAAGUAGAGUCACGACGGUUUUGGUGGUUGGUUCAGUAUAUUUCAUCUUUAUUUACAAGUCAGUAUAAAUUGGAACAGAAAUAUGAUAAUCUUAAAUAGUCCCUGAAACUAAGCUAAAAUCAGGAUGGUUUUGGAGGUUGUUUGAAUAUUCCGUCUUUAUAAUAUACAAGUCAGUAUAAACUGGAACAGAAAUAUGAUAAUCUAAUAAGCAGCCCUUGAAAAUUGAGUAGAAUCAUGACGGUUUUAAAGUUGGUUGAAUAAUGCAUCUUUAUUUAAAAGUCAGUGUGAAUUGGAACAGAAAUCUGACAAUCUAAUAAAAAUAUCCCCUGAAACUGAACUAGAGUUACAACAAUUGUACUCUUUUUAUGGAUGGUUGAAUAUGCAAUAUUCAUAGUAUAAAAAUCAGUUUAAAUCGGAACAGAAAUAUGAUAAUCCAAUAAACAGCCCUUGAAACUGAAGUAAAAUUAUGACGGUUUUGAAGGCUGGCUGAUAUAUCCUUUUUUAUUUUGAAAUCAGUAUCAAUUGAAACAAAAAUGUGAUAAUUCAAUAAACAUUUCUUGAAACCAAAGUAGAAUCACAACGGUUAUGUAGGUUGUUUGAAUAAGGGCCAAGCCACAAGAAUUGUUUUUCAGACGAUUGUGUAGGUGUUCGAGAAUCAGCCAAUCGGAGAGCUCCCUACACUUCUGGCUCGUCUGAAAAACGCUUUAUGUGGCUAUAAUUCAUCUUUAUUCACAAAGAAUUACAAAUUAGAACAGAAAUCUUAUAAACCCAUAUUAGCCACUGAAACUGAGCUGUAUCAAGAUAAUUUCGCCGUCCAUUUUUGGAAAAUUAAUUCAACAUUCCAUUUUUUAUUAAUAAUUUUUCUUUAUGUGGCUAUAAUUCAUCUUUAUUUACAAAGAAUUACAAAUUAGAACGGAAAUCUUAUAAACCCAUAUUAGCCUCUGAAACUGAGCUAUACCACGAUAAUUUCGCCGUCCAUUUUUGGGAAAUUAAUUCAACAUUCCAUUUUUUAUUAAUAAUUUUUCUUAACUGAGAGAUAAACUUUGACUAUAACUCGCUAUAGAUUGGAAUAUAAAUCUUAUACUCUUCACUUAAUACUUUGAAAUUAAAGGACAUUGUAACAACAGUUUUUGAGUCCACGUUUCAAUAAAUGGAGCAUUUAAUUUUGGUUUACAAUUGAUCCUAGAAAUGAAUGACUUCUGCAACAGCUCUGGGAACUGAACAAUUCUGCCUUCUCCUGUUCCAUAAAGUGGAACCUUCAUUUUUAUUUCAAUUUUCCCCCUAUAUUAAUACUAUACGGUAGUACUUUUCCUUUUUUAUUAACAAUCCACCAUAAUUUAACACAAAUUUUAUAAUUAUCUCUGCUUAUAAAAUUUCCCUAGAACUGCAAUAUUUUUUUUAUUAAAUUGUAAUAUUUAUAUUGCAAAACACAUUCAGAUCCACCCAAAUUGAAACAUAUACCUCGCAAUCGUUGCUGAGUUCCCACUAUAACAACCUCCUAUGCCCUUGAAACAUUACUCGAUCAACAAUUUUAUCAACCCAAGCCUACCAUUUUCAAAAACACAAUAAAACAUUAUCAAUAGUACCCUUUACUUUAUUGCAACUUUAUAGAAUGACCCUGAUGAGAACGUUCUAGUACAUCAAAUUACGAUCAUGAUGAUUGAAUUGAGAAUAUUGUAUAGCUUUAAACCUUUGUAUCUGUUAUUUUUAUAAGAUAUUGUAGGUGACAGCUUACUUAAGAGAUACGUAAUUAGUUUAGUAAUGCACAAAGUGUAUUGAAUUUAACCAUUCUGCUUUAAUUUUUUUCUGCUGCUAUUAAUAGCUGUAGGUAAUAUAAAAAUGAGAACUAUCAUUGAGGUAUAACUUUAAAAAGACAAUUAUUAUUAAUAUCAGAGAACACUCAUGCUACGCAUACUUAGCUUUAUAAGUAGUAUUAAUUUAUUAAGUGUAGACUAGAUUAAUUAAUAUUAAAAUCAAGCAUUUUAUUCGUUUAUAAAUUUUUAUAUUGAGGUUCAAAAUCAGUAUUUUAGACGCCUUUUUGAAGAUUUAUAUAAUAUACUACUAAUUGUACAAAGUAGAUUUUAGAUAUAGAAGACAUCCUCAUCAGUAUUACAUGCACAAUUUUUAUUUUAUAUUUUGAUACAGUAUAUAGUGGUACGAAUUAAUUGGGUAAGACUACGUAUGGUAUUUAUGGUGAGGCAACAGUCAUAACUAUGUUUUUACUAUAUUUUUUAAAGUAAUAUUUUUCACACUUCUUUUUAUUCGAAUCUCUUCAAAUGCCAACAAUACUAACUUAUUGAUCCGUAAUUUUUAUUGGAAAUAUUUUGUAAUUUGAAUGAGAACACAAUCUUUUCUAUACUCAUUUAUUUGCUAAAUUCAUUCGGAAUAUAUUGAUUCUGUUGUUUUCUUUAAAUCAUUGUAAUCAUUUGAAUCAAUACAGGUUGGUAAUACACUGAGUCCCACGAAGAGGUUUACACGUUUAAUUUUAUAUUACGUGCCCAUUCAUGCACCGAACUUUCUAAAUUUUAUACAGUUUACAAAUUAGGUUCUGAAAAUAUCCUGGUAAAUUUUCAGCUCUCUAACCUUCGUAGAAACAAAAUGGUGGCAUAUUGAAAAUUUUACCAGUUCCCUUUCUAUAAAAACUAGUUUCAUGAGUUAUUAUCUGAUUUGUUUACUUCGUUGCGGUAGUCGUGGCUCAUUUGAUUGUACCAGGAAUGGAUCAAGCAAUCUUCCAACAUGACGGUGCUCCACCUCAUUUCGCAAAACAUGUCAAGAAAUUAGUAAAUAGCAAACUUCAUGGCCGUUGGAUUGGUUGUGGAAGUGAUUUUUCAGAUUGGCCACCUCGAUCACCAGAUUUAAGUAUCAAUUUGUGACUUCUUUUUAUGGGGUUACUUGAAGGAAAAAGUUUGUACCCAUAGUUUCAACAAUGAUGAGGAACUAAAUCGAUCAAUAGAAGAGGAACUUCUCCGGAUACCGUGGAGUUUCUUUGUAAGAGCUUACGAAUCAUUUCUCAAGCGCUGUUAUCAGUGUGUUGCUGUGGAUGGAUUUCAAUAGGUUUUUCAUUAGGCUAUGUUCUAGUUUUUUUAUUCAAAGGUCAUAUUGCCCUAAAGUGCAACAAUAAAAAUAUCUUAUAAAACCAAAAAAAAAACUUUUUAAUGUUCUUGAAGUAUCGUUUUUCAAUAUGCCGCCAUUUUGUUUCUACGAAAGUUAGGGAGUUGUAAUUUUCCCAGAAUAUUUGUAAAACCUACUUUGUAAACUGUGUAUAAUUUGAAAAAGUUCGGUGCAUGAAUGGGCAAGUAAUAUAAAAUCAAACGUGUAAACCACUUCGUGGGACACCUGUAUAUGGUUGGUUAUAGUAUGCUGAACUAUUUAAAUGUUUAUGAAUGGAUUUUUUCAUGAGACAAAUACAUUCACAUUAGAUUAUUACUAUGUGGUAUUAUAUACUAAUCUAUUAUUUGAAUGACUUUUGCCUCAACCUGUAUAUAUUGAUCCUAUAUAGAUAUAAGAGUACUGCUGUGUUCGAUACUAUUCAGUAUUUCCCUUGCUCACUAUUGUAAUAGUUAUUAUCAUCCAAUGAAUAUAACUAUAAUAAAUGUAAGAUAGAAAUCGUAGUCGAUCAUGCUAGAAGCUCUCUAAACGGUAUUAUUUUUUAUAAUUUUAUUAUUAUUAAUUAUGCUAAUUUUAUUUGAUCCUACAAUUAUUUUCUCAGAUACUAAAUUCAAGUUAUAACUUGUAAUAAUGUUUACAUUUUAUUUUUAGAUGAUUAGAUUUUAUGUUUUAUUAAUUUAGUUUCAUACUACAUUGUAAAUUGUAUUUCUACAUAAUAUUGUGGAACAAUCCAUGACAUUUUUUGUUUUCAUAUACAUUUUUAUUUGUAGGUCUAUUAUUUUAGUGAAUUUUCAGUCUUUCAAUACAUCAUUGGUACAAUUGUUGGAUACGAUAUAUUUAUAGCUCAGAGGUAAUAUAGAACUGUAUGAUAAUCCCUAAAACGUAUAUACAAAUUAAAAUCUAGAAGAAGAAAUGAUUCUACACUAACAAGGUCGAGAUAAGUGAAAAAAUUGACAGCUUUAUUAAUACUUAGUAGCCUAGAGAAACCAAAUUUUUUUAAAUACAUUUUGGUCUCAUAAUCGCUCUUUAUCACUCCCACAGAUAGGAUUCGCAAUUAGUAACUCAUUGUAGUAACGUUUGUUUCAAGGUACUGUAUUAUUUUUAAAGAAAAUAUACAUUGUACAUUAUUUUCAAUUCAUUCCAAUAGUUUGAGUAUUAAUAAUGUAAGUUAAUAAUUCUUAAUAAGAAUUCUAAUAUUUUUAAUUUUAUGACAAAUCAUAAAUGAUUCAUUCAUUCCAUUAGUUUUAUUAUUAUUUGAUAAUUUCUAAUGUGAAUAGUAAUAAUAAAUGAGUAAUUUCCAG
Messenger RNA from Nilaparvata lugens (brown planthopper), 5690 nucleotides. Its product is annotated as longitudinals lacking protein, isoforms H/M/V. The record is from RefSeq and is a predicted model, not a curated record. Gene Ontology annotation, molecular function: protein binding. The transcript has 6 exons. Lineage: Eukaryota; Metazoa; Arthropoda; Insecta; Hemiptera; Delphacidae. Gene Ontology annotation, biological process: regulation of transcription by RNA polymerase II. Bases 143 to 1213 code for a protein of 356 amino acids. Gene Ontology annotation, cellular component: nucleus.